Messenger RNA from Girardinichthys multiradiatus, 3940 nucleotides. Its product is annotated as NUAK family SNF1-like kinase 1. Gene Ontology annotation, molecular function: ATP binding; protein serine/threonine kinase activity; tau-protein kinase activity. Gene Ontology annotation, cellular component: cytoplasm. Gene Ontology annotation, biological process: intracellular signal transduction; microtubule cytoskeleton organization; protein phosphorylation. The transcript has 7 exons. The record is from RefSeq and is a predicted model, not a curated record. NCBI's taxonomy places the organism in Eukaryota, Metazoa, Chordata, Actinopteri, Cyprinodontiformes, Goodeidae. Bases 762 to 2861 code for a protein of 699 amino acids.
UUUACAUUAUUUAGACAAGAAAAGGAACAUACAAUAUCUCCAAGUUCAACUAUCCCCUUUAGGUGCAUAUUGCUGAUGACUAAUUCAGAAGCCAUAUAACGCUAUAUUUAAAACUGGGACAUUAUAAUAAAUUGUUAUAAUUAGCUGAUAUGGAGAAAGUUACAUUUUUCUUUAGCUUUUACAUUUUUGAUCAAUUUCUAUGUCUCAAUGAAAAGUUGUUGUUUUUUCUGCUAAUAAACUUUAGUUAUAUUAUAGGGCAUAUUAAGAACAAAAAUGGCUAAACCCGGGUUUGGUUGUUUUCCGGAGCUCCCGAAUGGAAAAGCAUCAAGAAACUCGCCUGACUGAUGGUGGAAGCAGGUUCAAUCUGACCAGUAGGGCAGUACAUUCCGGACAUAUUUCUCCUCUCAUGUGCUACUCAGUCAAGUAUGAACACUCGGAAAACCCAAAAUGAUCCCCAGUGAGCGUGACGCGCCUGGAUGUUGGAAUAAGGAAUCUCCGCCCAUCGCUCUGGACCAUGUGGUUCCCGUCGCUCCUGUUGCUGAACUCAUAAGCAGAGAGAAAAAGACAUGAAACAGCAGCUGCUGCCAGGAUGGCUCAGGUCAGCUUCAUUAGUGCGUUUAUGUGCUCUGCAGGCUCAUUCUUGUUCCAAUAAUUCUCUUUAUGGGCAACUUGAAGCGUUCCUUCACCUGCUUUUGCAACAGUCUCAGUACAAUUUGGGGAUCCAGUGAAGGCUGCUCCUGACAGGUACGCAACAGGGGAGAAUGGGCAGACGUGAAGCGCACAGCAGAGGCGCGAUGAACCCCAGCCAUCUCUCCGAGCUCGGCUGCCUGCAGGACUCAGCGUCCAGCGGCCACCACCACAACGGCGGCGAGCAGCUCCGGGGGACGGACGGUGGCCAUCCACGCAACGCAGAUAAGCGGCAAAGAACGCCGGACUCAGUGGUCGCGGGCCGGGCAUCGGCUGCAGCGGCGGCGCCGGUGGAGGUGAAGAAGCACCAGCAUAAACACAACUUAAAACACCGUUAUGAGGUGAUGGAGACGCUAGGAAAGGGCACCUACGGCAAAGUCAAAAAAGCGGUGGAGAGGGCCAGCAUGAGAACGGUGGCAAUCAAGUCAAUCCGAAAAGAACGCAUUACUGACAAUCUGGAUCGAAUUCACAUCCAGAGGGAGAUUGAGAUCACCUCCUCACUCAGACACACCAACAUUAUACGCUUCCAUGAGGUGUUCGAGAGCCGGGAUAAGAUCGUGAUAGUGAUGGAGUACGCUAGCAGAGGGGAGCUGUAUGACUACAUACAGGAGAGGAAGCGGCUGCCAGAAACUGAAGCCAGAAGCAUCUUCAGACAGAUUGCUUCUGCUGUCCACUACUGCCACAAGAAUGGUGUCGUACAUCGAGACCUUAAGCUAGAGAACAUCCUUUUAGAUGAAGAUUUAAAUGUAAAGCUGGCUGACUUUGGCCUUUCCAAUAAUUUCCAGACGGGCACCCUGCUGCAGACCUACUGUGGAAGUCCUCUCUAUGCAGCUCCAGAGAUAGUAAUGGGGCUGCCGUACACAGGACCAGAGGUGGACUGCUGGGCACUAGGGGUGCUGUUGUAUGCAUUGGUUUACAGCAGCAUGCCUUUUGAUGGGGCCAAUCACGCUAAACUAACUAAGCAGAUCAGCCAAGGCUGCUACCGCAGACCCAACCCUCCUUCAGACGCCUGUGCCCUCAUUGAUUGGCUUCUGACAGUACGUGCAGAUGAGAGGGCCACGAUAGAGGAUGUGGCCCACCACUGGUGGGUGAACUGGGGCUAUGAAGAGAGCGUCUGUGACUGCCCCACAUCUCCAUACCAAGAAUGCUCUUCCCCCUUGCUGGCCCGCUACAUCGACUGGCAGAAUCAGGUCGGCACUGCUGCCGAUAUGACAGCUGACCCUGGAAGCCGGAACUUGGACUCCUCCUAUUGUCCUCAGCUUACAUCAAACUCUUUUUACUUCACUUUACCUUUAAAGAAUGACUGUGGAGGAGGGGCGGAGGUCCGUGAAGGAAUUUCAAGCCUCAGAAAGUCACGCAAGGAAAAUGCUAUUCCACAGACUGCCAUGGGAGCCUGCACUGAUGUUUGUUCAACAGCUGUCUCUCAUGCUGCAAUGGCCACUUCCACACUGGAAAGAAGGAAACCCAAAGGUAUAUUGAAGCACCAGAGGAGUUUAGACUCAGUCUUUUACAACUCUCCAAAGGAAAACUCUUCCUCCCAAAUGUGCAACACUCUUCCUCACCCACAUCGGACACAAAAACCUGCUCACACACAUGCAGAUGUCUUGUCUAAAACUCUUCCCCAUCCAUCUAGAUUCAGUCAGCCUUCAUCUAAGAUGCCAAAGAAAGGGAUACUAAAGAGUCAGGAGUCAGGUUAUAAUUUAACCCCUGACAGAAAUGGUUCUGGAGGAGUUAAAGAGAGAGAUGCAGGUCAAUCAGGUUCUCACAAGACUAUCCCAGCUGCAGAAGACAGUCCCACCAUGCGCACAGAAGCAGUAAGGAGACGAAAAGGUAUUCUGAAACGUAACGGUAAAUUCUCUCGAAGUUUGGAUCUUCCCGACAAUCCCAAUUCAUCGGACUCAUCGGCCCCUGCGAUAUUCCCAGAGAUGCUCCAGCAGCUCCUGCGGGCCACAGGGGACGCUGAGGGGCGACGCAGCCGCCCCUCCAGUGUGGUCAGCGAGGACAGCCUCUUCUCCUCUGAUUCCUUUGAUCUGCUGGACCUCAGCACUCAGUCACAAUGCAGAAUCUUCUCCCAGGGGAAGCAGCACAGCGGUUGCAGCUCUGAGGAGAACCUGACAGAAAGAAAGACAGGAAGGGUUGAAGGAGACAGAGAAGGACAGAAAUGCAAAAUGUGAUUACUGAAUCAUUAAAGCCUGUGAUAACAAGUAACCUGAUCUCUGGAAAGGUACAUUGCAAGCGUUGACCAUCACUGGGAAUGUGAAGUACCAUUUCUGAUCACAUUUGCCUGUUCAGCCUGACUGCAAGUUGGAGAUAAGCACAUACAGGGAGAUAAAAGGGGAUCUACCAUCCACCAAUGUGAUAAAAUUAGCUCACUGAUCUCGUCCACAAGGUAGAUCCUUACCUACUGUACACAAUGCAUGUGAAAUAGAAAUAGAAAUGUGAGGACCAACAAAAUGUUAGAUUUCAAAACGUUUUCAAAACUGAACACACACAAGUUACCUAUAGGAGCAUAGUGCAGAUAUUUGUUUACAGUGGUAAAUGUUUUAGAAUACAGUGGGAACCAUUUAUGAUGUUGUGCACAACUCAACAUAUUUACGUAACGGCAUUUGCAUCUGAUUUAAUUAGCUUUUUUUUUUCAUUUUGAGACACAAAUCCUACACUCAUCUAAAAUUUAUAGAUACACUUGUGUUGUACUUGAUAAGCCUUAUGUGAAAUGAAUUGAUUCUGCCACGCUAGGAUAUUUUUUUAAGCAGACUUAAGGGCACUUUGUUGUUUCCGUGGAAAACUUUGCCUUAUUACAGCUAAGUUUUACCAUGUUUUCAUCUAAUAUGUUUUCUUGUACUGUCCUGUUUGUGAAAUAUGUUCUGACAGGAUGGAUUAGAGCUUCAUCCAUGACAAAGGUUUUGUGUUCAGCUACUUUGAAAUGAGUUAAAGCAAAUUCUGUUUGAUUUUGCUUGAUACUAAAUAGGAGAUGAAUAAAGGAAUAAAGUACAGUGUGGCCUCCUUUAACACCUAUAUUUAUUCCUUACAGUGUCAACUAUGUGCAAUUUGCUUAUUUGUACCUACACAGAUGUAAGAGUUGCAGAUUGUUUUGUUUUGCUGUGACUGCACCUGUGCUGUGGAAAUUUAAGGUGAUCUGUGUAAAAGAUGUUUUAAAUUGAAAAUGUUAUACUUUAUGAAAAGAAGGAUAUUCCUUGUGUUUGAACUAUUUUAUACUUUUUCUGCAACGGUUAAUAAAUUAUUUCAAUCAUUA